CUGCUCCGGGCCACUGGUCUGCGCCGUCGGUACCAUGGCGCCUGCUCCUCUGCUCGCGCCGCUGCUGCUGCUGCUCCUCGGAGGCUUCCCCGUAGCCCCCGCCGAGUCGAUUCGAGAGACUGAGGUCAUAGACCCCCAGGACCUCCUGGAAGGCAGAUACUUCUCUGGAGCCCUUCCGGAUGAUGAAGAUGCUGGGGUCUUCGGGCAGGGGUCAGAUGACUUUGAGCUGUCGGGCUCCGGAGAUUUCGAUGACACAGAGGAACCCAGGACCUCCCCUGAAGUGACCCAGCCCUUGGUGCCACUAAAUAACCACAUCCCUGAGAAGCCGCAGCCUGGGAUCCGUGUCCCCUCAGAACCCAAGGAACUGGAGGAGAACGAAGUCAUCCCCAAGAGGGUUCCCCCCGAAGUGGGGAAUGAUGUUUCCAACAAAGUGUCCAUGUCCAGCACUGCCCAGGACGGCAACAUUUUUGAGAGAACUGAGGUCUUGGCAGCUCUGAUCGUGGGCGGCGUGGUUGGCAUCCUCUUCGCCAUAUUCCUGAUCCUGCUGCUGGUGUACAGAAUGAAGAAGAAAGAUGAAGGCAGUUACGACCUGGGCAAGAAACCCAUCUACAAAAAAGCCCCCACCAACGAGUUCUACGCGUGAAGCGUCCCAUGAGUGCUGCUUGGACUGACUGGGGAGAGGAGUCAAAGGAUGGUGGAUGGUGGGCGUUGGCAGAGGGAGGGCACCUUAAUGCCGACUUGUUGGCAUCUGCAUGUCUCGUCACCUUCUGGUCUCAGAAGAGAUUAGGAUCUACUGUGCUGACUCAACGUUGAAUUGCGGGGGAGGGGUGGUCUCUGUUGCCUUGGCAGAAAAUUGGGACUGAUUUUCCCCUUUCUGAAGGCAAGUGUGGGAUUGGGUCUUUUUUUUUUCCUCUCUGCACCCCCCCACCCCAAUUUCCAGAGUAGGAAUGUAGGACCAGUUUACAGCCUGAACUGAACAUGCCUCACCUAUGACUGCCUUGAUUCUCGAGGCAAAGGGGUUACUGUGUUAAUCCUGACUGCCUUCCACAUGCUUUUUCUGUCCAUCUGUCGGGGCACAAGGAGCUAGAACCCUGUGUGUCUUGAGAUGUGUCCACCCAUGCUCAUGCUACAAGGAGUCUCUGUGAUAUGCCUUGGGCCAUCCUAGGCUUAGUGACUUUGGAACUCAACCUUUUUUUUUUUUUAAUCUGGGGAGGGAGGGGUGAAGUGCUGAAAGCUCAUGCUGAAAAGCGUUUGCAGAAGAUUUGUAAAACUAAUUUUUUUUUUUUUUAAUGGUUCAUUCCUUUAUGCAGGUGUCUGUGCUUGGGCUCAGAGUGUGGGGAUGUGCAGAUGUUCUCUCUAGAAUGUUUCCAUUGCACCAGCUGAGUUUGUGUUCCAUGGUUUUUAUGUUUUGUUUGUUUUUUGAAAUGAGAGAAGAAUUGAAGAUAAGAUUUUUAUUAAUUUUUUUUUUUUUUUUUUUUUUUUUUUUUUUUUUUUUUUUUUUUUUUACUAUUUAUAGCUUCAGACAGGGCUGCUUUUUCUCCAUCUUCCUUUCUUUACUGUAUCCCCUCCCCCGCAACACCAUUUUUUAAAAAAUGUUCUGCACUCUUGUUUAUGACCUUGGCCCUUUCUGAAGUUGCUUUGUCUAAGAAGUAGCUACAGUGUUCUAGCUGAUUGCAGAAUAUAAUGUAGGGGAUAGUGGGAUAUUUGUGUAUGUAUUCGUGUAAUAUAUUAUCCUUACUUGGUUCUAGAAGAAUAGAUAAAUAUAUUUUUUUAGGAUAUAGAAUGAUAUUACAGGUUUCAUGUUGGCUGGGUGGCUGCGUGACUGAAUUUUCAUGUGGCUAGGGUGUCGCCCCCUUCUCUUGCCCUGUUUUCUGGUGCCUUCUUUCGAUUGAGCUCUGGAGUAGUUGAGGGUACCAGACUCUUACGACUCAUUCUGCCUUCUGCUGGGGUCCCAGCAGAGGAGCGCCUGCUGGGUUUGCUCUCUCCAGGCUCUCUAGGUGCAUGAUCCAGUACAUGGGCCACGCGCGUGUGGCUGUAUUAAUUCGCUCACUUCAGAUCGCGAGGUUAGAAAUCCAUUCCUCAGUUGUACCGCCACAAUUUGAGUGCUCGCUCAUCAUCCGCUGGGUACAUUGCUAAGAGAUUUAAGCUGGCUUAGCAGGUUAAUAUUCAGCUCUCCUGGGGCAAGGGAAGGGGACCAGGAGGAGGAGGAGAAGGCCCCAAUGAGUCCUGUCAUCUGGGACUCUCCCUCUUAUAGAGGAGAGAUGUUGUGACUUACAGGGUCUGGGGUGUGGGGGGAUGGGCAGAUCAUACCACCCCCUCAGCCAUACCCUGUGCCUGUGAGCUCCCAUCACCACCUCAGUGCAGGGUCCCAGCUGGCUGGGUCCUCUUCCAGCCUUGGUGCCUGUACCUUUUCUGUGCCCCCCCCCCUCACGCUGUCAUCUGUUACUGAUUUUUUUUUAUAAGAAGAUAAUAAAACCUGGUACUUUCUA
Molecule: messenger RNA, 2489 nt
Organism: Psammomys obesus (fat sand rat)
Lineage: Eukaryota; Metazoa; Chordata; Mammalia; Rodentia; Muridae
Gene: Sdc4
Product: syndecan 4
Exons: 5
Coding region: 35-643 (202 amino acids)
Biological process (GO): cell migration
Cellular component (GO): cell surface; membrane
Source: RefSeq, a predicted model, not a curated record